This is a messenger RNA of Pangasianodon hypophthalmus (striped catfish), 4300 nucleotides long. RefSeq names its product M-phase phosphoprotein 9. Gene Ontology annotation, cellular component: centriole. Lineage: Eukaryota; Metazoa; Chordata; Actinopteri; Siluriformes; Pangasiidae. The record is from RefSeq and is a predicted model, not a curated record. The coding region runs from base 148 to 3387 and encodes 1079 amino acids. The transcript is spliced from 24 exons.
CCCGCGGCGCACUGUGUGCCGUUGGUGGGCGGAGACUAAACGCUGUGCUGCGGGCGAAGAGGCGCAAAAGCGAUACGUCAAAAUGGGAGAAGUGAUGAUACAAGUUCCCAAAUCUCGCGUGCACUCGUCUAGCCAGGCUGCUUAAGCAUGUCCACAGAUGACAGCAUCUCAGAGGACGUGUCUAGCUCCGUGGCACUGAGCCACGACCACACGAGCCCCAAUGGCGGGAAGGAGAGCGAGGCCUCCGUGGUCUCCUCGGCAGACACGGUGUCGGGCCUGGCUCUUCCCGAGGAGGCGGGCGUUAUAACUCGACCCUCCAGCACACCAGCAUGCACCAUUUCCAGCAAAAUAAGGAGUCUGUGUCUCAGCGGCGCUGAGGAAGAGUUCAGCUCAGGGAGAAGCCUGCCCUUCAUCAACCCCAGUUCUUUAGAGACGCUCCGAGCGUUGGUGCACGAGAUCCAGAGCAGCGAGACGGACCCUGAGAUCUGGAAGAACUGUGAGGGCAGGUGGCUACACCUCUUUCAGCUGGUGGAGAAGCAAUACCAAGAACAGAUUCUUGCUCAGCAAGAACAGUAUCAGUGCCAAAUACAGCUCAUUCAGGACGAGAUCAAAGCAUUAGUGCAGCUACAGAAGCGGCAAAGCGGUGCACAGUCGAACCCCUCGGGCACAGGCAAGACGUUGGAGCCUCCAGCGGCCCUGGAGAAUGAAAUCCAGGCUUCUAGCCCCUCAAAGGUCACGGCUAACCCUCAGGAGAGCUCAGACGAGGGCCUGGUGACUGUCCAGAGCAGCGGCUAUGGCACUCUGUCCACCUGGGAGCCUGGAACAACAACGGGGAGCCUGGAAGGGAAGGACGAGGUGCCCUGCUCACGGAAAAAGCAGGACAGCAGCAUUUCACCCUCCCUUUUGGCUAAAACAAGGGGGCAAGACGGUGUAGCAAACAGGACUAUGUCUUCUAAUAAUUCACCUCACACAACUUCCUCAAGUGUGCCAAAUCUUCUUGCUGACAAGCAGAGACUAAACAGUCAACCACUGACCUCCUGGGCCCAGAGGCAGAAACACAGGCAAAGAAAAAGCAAAACGGCACAAACCCGCUCGCCGCAGAUGGAGGGGAGAGAAGAGGGCGGGUCAGGUGGCUCUCCUAAGGAACACAUGGAACAUCUGGAUGAAUUAGGACGCAGUGCAGUCUACUCAAGCCCUGCUGCCCUGAAGAGAAGCGACAGCCUUGUGUCAGAAGCCUCAGGUCUGACCUACUGGAAGCUGGAAGAAGGCGAGCUCUACCACCCUCUACCAGACAGCUUUGAAAACAGCUCUUUCCUGCUAAUGCAGGAUGUUAAUCUGAGCCAGCCUUUAGAAGAUGAGGCACGACUGUCCCUGUCUCUCAGAGAGAUCUACCAGAGCAAGCACAAGGUGGAUCCCAAAGGCCAGGAGUGGGACUCCUUAAUCAACUCUGAUGCAUCUUCACCUCAGGUGCUGACUCUGGACCCCGGGGCUCACACGAGGCAGUCAGAGCGUACGUCGGGCUUCACGUCUCCCUCACGCUUCAGCAGCCCCUCCUCGCCCAUGUCACACACCUCACACACUGUUCCUCGAGUAUACAGUGAAGACGAAGGCAGCCGCACAGCCACCAUGACACUGCAGGCCACGGGCUCGUCUGUGCAUGAGCCACGCCCAAACAGCAGGAAACUGGAGGCUUCGGCUUCACUAGACGACCCCGUGGUACUCUCAUUGCUGAGACAGAACCUGAGGGAGAAGCAUGCACGGCACAUAGCAGACCUCCGAGCCUACUACGAGUCAGAGAUCAGCGCCCUGAAGGAAAAGCUAGAUUUGGUCAGUUUACCCCUGGACAUGGAGAAAAGCAACCAGAUCCUGCUAGAACGGUGUGAACACUUGGAACGGGCUCUUACAGAGGCGAGUAUGCGCAUCAGAGAACUGGAGAACAAGAACCGCCACCUGGAGAGACAGCUGGCGGAGUGGCCCGAGCGCUACGAUGCAGCCAGUUCAACGGUGAAAGCUCUGCAGCAGCGUCUGGAGGAGAGCAAGCAGAGCAGCAGGGAAAAAGACAACACCAUGAACAAGCUGAGGAGCCGCCUGCGCCAGCUGGAGGAGGCUGUACAGAACGCCUGCAAAGAGGUGGACGAAAAGGAGGCGCGCAUGAAGAAAGAGCACAAGAUGCUGCAGGAUCUGCUUCAAGAGUAUGACUCAUUAAGAAAAGAUCAUGAAGGAGUGAAGGACAAUUUGGUGUCAACUGAAAAUAAACUCUUUGAUGCUAACGAACAAAUAGCAGAACUGAAGAGGAUCAUUUCCAAACUGGAAGCACAAGUGAAGCAGCUGGAACAUGAGAACAUGGCUAAAACUCGCCAGGCUUUGCACAGCCACUUGCAGAGUUCAGGAGCUGGCUUAUUCCACCAUCCUGAUCUUCUACUUUCACCAAACAAAAGGCAGCGUGAUGUGGAAUGCAGCACAAAGAAUCUUGGACUUUCAGAGAAAGGAGGAUUAGGAAGAGGCCGCCCUUCACCUACGGAGAGAGAACAGACAGACGAGGAGCCCACACGGAGAGACGUGUCACUUUCCCCCAUGAUGAAGGCUCUGAUUCAGCUGGAGGACACCAAAGCCACGGAGGGGCGUGCUCUGACAAAAACCCACUGCAGCUCUCCUAGGUUAGGAAGCAAGAGACCCACAGUUGCAUUCGUGGACAGUAUUAGAGAACCUUUAACAGAAAGAGGUGAAACUGUGCUUCGAGCUCAGAGAAGUCUUUCUCCAGAGGGCCAUCGCUCUUCAUCUCUUCCCGCCAGAGCACAAAGAGCAGGUCCUCCAUCCACACCGACAAAGAGAGAAACUCUGCUUUAUCCGCUCUCGGCAAAGUCCAGUCCCAAGCGAUGCCCGACAGAGAAUGUAUCCACCGCGUUCGGUCGUCCCAUGCAUUGCCAACAGCACCUGCAUAACAGGUUUGAUUUGCACUUUGAUCAAACGGGUUUCAGCUCAUCGCUGCCGUCUCGGCGCAACUCGAGAACAAGACUGCAGUUCAUGCCAGAAGUUAAAACUCAGACCAGCUCGGCAUCGGCACAGGCUGUAGAGAGCAGUGAAUCUGAGGAGCAAGAGGUUACAGACCAAGACCUACUGACCCAUGACCAUGAGGAUGAAAUCAUCCUCCCUCGCGUUCAGUCUCUAGCUGACGCUGAGAAGCUGUUCGAUGAGCUCACGCAGGAGAAACAGCAGAUCGAGGCAGCACUCAGUCGUAUUCCUGGGGCUGGAGCCAGGGUCACCUUGCAGACCAGGCUGGAUCAGGCGUCAUUAGAGAACCGGUUGGAAAAAGUGAACCGUGAUCUGGGAUCCAUCCGUAUGACUCUGAAACGAUUCCACAUUCUCCGCUCCUCUGCCAACAUAUAGCGAGUAGUCGCUUUCCUCUUCUAAGGAUCGUGAAAGGUUUUUGACUGGGACACAGGACACUUCCAUUGUACAUAAAACAAUGUUCAAUAUUUCUACUUUUGUUAUGUUAGGAUAUUUUUUAUGUUUAUAUGAUAUGUUUUAAUACGCAGUACAGAAACUGAUUUUUAAAGUAUAUUUUAAUACAUGGAUUUGUAAAAAAAAAAAGAAAAGAAAGAAAUGUACUUUUUUAUGUCAUGAAAGUAUGUUGUAUGCUUCACUCAUUCAGGUUGAUUUUUUUUUUCUUCCAUUUUGCUGCUGAAACAAUGAAUGGCAAAAAAGUUCAUUAGAACAGGACAUUUACAGUGUUGUGUUUUUUUAUCUCUUUUUUUUUUUUAAAUUUUUUAUCAGCAGUUCAUUUUGCUGUUUAUUUUGAAAUUCUUUUUUAAAUUCCAGUUGUACUUUUGUUUUUUUGUUUAUUUAUUCCUUUUUAUCCAACAGGUUUUAUAUUUUUGUUUUUUUUUUUGUUGUGAGCCAUUUUGAUUCCCCUUUUCCUGUGCAAGAUGUGAAUAUUUUAUAAUACAUCAAAUAGAUUUUAGUUACCUUUAUAUGUAAUUUCAUGAAGGAUCGACCAACGCUCUCACACUUGCAUUUUCUCUUUCUCUCUUUCUUUUUUAGACAUUCCACACAUUACUUUUAUUACCUCUUUCCAAACCAUAUCGAUUGUUUAUGCACUCCUUUACAAGGCAUAACUUCGACACUUUGAGAUGUUCGUGCCACUUAGAACAGAAUGCCUUUGUAAUGCAUGGAAAAUUAAAAUAAUUUAAAAUUAUUUAAUUCUCAUGAAUUAGGCUCGUUCAUUCCCUGUAGAUCGCUGGAUCACUAUUUACUCUUGCACCACAUACCUCAAUAAAAAUAUUUCAAAAUGCAAAACCAA